This is a messenger RNA of Didymodactylos carnosus, 1539 nucleotides long. Lineage: Eukaryota; Metazoa; Rotifera; Eurotatoria; Philodinida; Philodinidae. The record is from the annotation of a GenBank genome assembly.
AUGACCAAUAUGUGUGAUAGAGUACGAGCAGUAUUAAGGGAAUUGAAAAAUAUUGUGAUUCAUGAAAAAAGGGUUGCAGAAAGUCAUGAUCGACUCAAGUCAGUUGACGACUUAGAUUGCGUUAUUGUUGAGAGUCAGUCCGGACAAAUAGUGAAUUUCGCAGAAGUUUUAGCAAAAACAGACAAAAAAGGUUUUUUUGAAAAUGUUCCAUUGACUAAAGAACGUAUCGAAUUUCGAUACAGUGAAUGGAUGUCCGUUUCUAAGUCUAACAGAUUAAAAUCUGAGAAAUACCAUACUGAACUUAGUAAAAAAGUGUUAGAUUGUAUUGAGAAUCAAAAAGACAAGUUGAUGAAAAUAUUAAAAGAACGGGCUGAUAGUUCUCGCUACUACGAUUUGUAUCGCAAAGAGGGCGAUAGGUUGAGAGAAAUAGCUAUUGCAUAUAACUCCAGCAUAGAGGGGGAUAAGUAUGUCGAAAACUUCGACAAGAAAGAAUUGAAAUCGUACAAAAUGUGCUUUGCACUGGGUGCAUAUGAACAAUAUCGAGCUGCAACAAGGCUUUUGGAACGUAUUAAUGCUCUGCACGGUACUCAACCAGAAGAUGCAAGACAGGAUGCUACUGAAAACGAAGAAAAUAUGACGCUAAAGAACAAUCAUGGUGAAAUCUCUCUUUUUAAAUUUGUUCGACUACAAAGUAGUGUCUACGAACUUGGAAUAGGAGUAAACGCUAUAAUAAAACAGUUUAUUAAAGGUGCAUCUAAGGCAGAAUUGGAGUCAACGAUAACUGGAUUUAGCCAGAAUCAAACAGCUAAUUAUGUGCUUCUUAUUGGAGAAGUUCUAUUACGAGAAUAUCUGAAUUUAGGGGCACCAUCUCAUGUUCAGCUGGAUGAACAUUUUUUUCACAAGAUUUUUGAAACUCGUCUUCAUUUUAUAACAACAAAAGUGAAUGAUAAGUUAUCCACAUUCGCUUUGUGUGAACCAUUGUUAAACUAUUUUCACAGACAGUUAGAAUCAGUUAAAGAUAAUGAUGUUGAACAACGGUCUGCUAUUCUAAAGGAAAUAGCAAACAUUUAUCGCACUCUGGCAUUAAUACUGAACAAAUUCCAUCGUUUAAAUGCUUUACCUGAAUGGAAUAAUGCAUCUGACUAUUACAAAGAAGUUCUCAAACUCUCGUCGAAAGAUCAGGCAGCCAGAUUGAGCUUUGUCAGAUGUCUCUUGAGCUUUGAUAAAUAUAAAAAAGCAGUGAAAGUAUUAAAAAUAACUGAGGAUUGUGCCGAAAAAGUCUAUUUACUUGAACUGGCCAAAGGAAAUAUGCGCUCAUAUCAAGAUGCUAGAGAAAACGUUCAAAAAGCUAUUGACAGUCAUUUGAAAGCUCUAAACAUCUCUGAAACUGAUCAAACGGCAUUAUUGAACUUUGCCAGAGGCCUCUUAGAGUUUGGCAGAUACCUCCAGUCAGCACUGACACUGGAUUUUUUUGUUUUCGCUAAUAAACAACAACAACAGUUUGGCAGAUACAGAGCAGCAGUGGAAGUUUUAAAAUGA